Molecule: messenger RNA, 3004 nt
Organism: Amphibalanus amphitrite
Lineage: Eukaryota; Metazoa; Arthropoda; Thecostraca; Balanomorpha; Balanidae
Product: U3 small nucleolar RNA-associated protein 14 homolog A-like
Exons: 9
Coding region: 481-2907 (808 amino acids)
Biological process (GO): rRNA processing
Cellular component (GO): small-subunit processome; nucleolus
Source: RefSeq, a predicted model, not a curated record
AAUGCGAAAUCAAGAUCAUGAUUAGCCAGCUGGCUGCGUAAUCAAGAAGUUGAUCAUCGGACUCCCGGGACGACGCCUCGUAAUCAAGUUGUUGAUUACGUUUUGGUUGCAAUCUACCGCCUCACGAUUUUCAACUUGAAUCAUUCAAAGAUUACACUUGUAGAGUGACUUCUUCUCUAUCGGUCUUAAAAUUUUCGUGCAUCUCCGUAGACCCUGAAUCGAGAUUCGGCCGUUUUCGUGACGGGCUGCAAACAUGACCAAAUAUGGGCAUAAAAUAAUCAUGAACUUGAUUAAUCAAGUUCUUGAUUACCUCCCCGUAGUUUGCCCAACUGUCAUGACAUGACGUCAGCUCGCGAAACGUGAGAGCAGCGUGCUGCUAUCACCGCUUUGUCACGUCCGUGUCAGAGCUUCAGUAGGUUCAAGGUUGCCUUUUUUAGAGGCGCCGUGAAGUCACUACUUAUUCAAGAGAGUCUAUCAGCCAUGGACGGAGGACUGGAGCUGGAUGAGACGGAUGCCGUCGGCGGCGUCAUGUUCGAUGACGCCUCUGGGGAUGAGGAGGUCGACCAGGCCCCGGCCGCCUCACAUGACCGCCUUCUGCAGAAUAUCAACCGACUCGACUCGAAACGCGCCGGCAGGUCGAUCGUACAGCGCUCGGAGGCUGCUCCCGAGAUAUCCGAGUUCCACAUGGCGGCCGCAGAGGACGCCGGUGUGAACGUGCACGACCUGCUGACCAGUCUGGGCGACCAGGCGCGUCACGCCGGCCUCCGGCGCGAGGUGAACCGCGCCAAACACCAGCGCAAGCUGCCGGCGCCGCUCGAGAAACCGCAGGCGCUCAAAGUCCAGCGUAAGGCCGGCUACGAGAAGACGACCAAGGAGGUGACCCGAUGGGAGAACGUGGUGAAACAGCGGCGCGGCGCCGAGCACCUCAGCUUCCCGCUGGAGAAGCCCGACAUCGGACUGGAAACGUCCGCGGAGCGCACAGCCGCCUUCGUGCCUCAGACACCUCUGGAGCAGGAAAUAGCGGCGCUGCUGGGCGGCAGCACGGCCGUGGUGCCCGCCGGACAGAUUCUCUCGGAGGCUGAGCGGCAGGCGCUGGCCGCCAUGUCGCUGGACGAGGCUCUGGAGAGGCGCAAACAGCUGGCCAAGCACCGCGCCCUGCUCACCUACCAGGAGGCCAAACACCGCCGACAGAACAAAAUCAAAAGCAGAAAGUACCGGCGUGUGCUGAAAAAGGAGCGACUGAAGCAGCACCUCAAGGAGUUCGAGCAGCUCAAAAUCUGCGACCCGGAAGCGGCGCUGGCCAAACUGCGUGAGAUGGAGAAACAGCGCGUGGAGGAGCGCAUGUCUCAGCGGCACAAGAACACCGGAAAAUGGGCACGGCUGCAGGCCAUCAAACGCAAAUACGACCCGGCGGCUCGAGAGGCGCUGGCGGAAAACCUCCGUAUCGGCCGCGAGAAGACUCAGAAGACGGCCCAGUCGGCAGAGGACGGUUCCUCGGACGAAGAGGAAGAAGAGGGUGAGGAGGGACCGGUGGCGUCGGCAGCCGUCGCCCCCACCGACCCCAGUAAUCCGUGGAUGGCGGCCGAUUCUGCGGCCGACUCCGUCGCUGACACGUACGGACGGUAUGAUAAGUUCUGGACGGAACAGGAGGCGGCCAAACGGCGCCUGCGGGAGGCAGAGCGGCGGGAGGAGGACGCUCAGGAGGACAGGGAGGAGAGUGAGGACGAGGACAGGCCGGCGCCGCGCGUCACUGCCGCUGAUAUUGCCGCCGAGCCGGACAGUGACGCCGACCCGGAGCCGCUCGAGAGCGAGGAGCCGCCGCGGCCGGCGGGGAAAAAGGGGAAGGCGCUGAAAAGGAAAGCGGAUGCCCAGACUGAGGGAAAGAAAAAGACGAAAAAGCUGAAGAAGGGUGCGAAGAAAGCCCAAGAUAUUGAUGGUAUUUUUGACACGUAUGAAAAGGUAAUAACCAAAAAGACCAAGAAAGCAGCGAAACUCUCGAAAGACGGCGACGAACCCUCCGCCAAGAAACAAAAGAAGCAGAAGAAGAAGGGAGCAGCUAAGAAGGCGAAGAAGUCCGGCUCAGAUGAAGACGAGCCUCCGUCCGGUGACGAGGCGGAAAAGAUGGACGUCUCUGCGGAGCGACGGGCCACCAUGGAGGAGCUUGAGGGUCUGGUGGGGGACAAGGCAGCUCCUCAGCCGUCAGCGGAGGAGCUGGUGGCGGAGACUGAGGCUGACCCCGCUCCCGGCCCCGGCUCCGGUCCCGGCGCGCCCGCCCGCUCGGCGCCGGAGCUGGACCCGGCCAAAUUUAUGGCGGUGGAGACGCGCCGUCUGCGCUCGCUGCGCCCCGGCGGCGAUGACGCAGGUGGCGAUGACGCCCUGGAUGACGCCGAUGACGCCCGGAUGACGAUGGCGGAGGCGUUCGCCGACGAUGACGUGGUGGCGGAGUUCAGGGAGGAGAAGGAGUCCACAAUAGACGCGGACAAGCCGAAGGACAUUGACCUGGCUCUGCCCGGCUGGGGCGACUGGGGCGGCAAAAACAUCCAAAUGUCGGCCAAGAAGCGCCGCCGACUCCUGUUCAAGGCGCCCAAGGGCCCCCAGCGCAAGGACCACCACCUCGGUCACGUGAUCCUCAGCGAGAAGCGCAAUGAAGCUCUGCGGGCGCACCAGCCCAGUGAGCUGCCGCACUACGUCAGCGGCUCAGUCGCCGCCUUUGAGGCGUCCAUACGGGCGCCGAUCGGUCGCACGUGGCUGCCGGCGCGCGCGCACGAGCAGCUGACCCAGCCGGCGGUCAGCAUCCGCGCCGGCACCGUCAUCAAGCCGAUGGAUGAGUCGGCGCUGUUGGCCGGCCGAAGGGCGCGCGGCUCGUCAGGAGGCGGGCGGAUGGGCGCCCGACGCCGGCCCAAAUAGGACGCCGGUCAGUCACGGGGGUGGACGGUAUCGUCCGGGGGGGUCACUGGGGCUGGAGUUGUAUUGCUGAAUUAUGAAUACAAUUGUUGAUGAAUUA